Messenger RNA from Suillus clintonianus, 603 nucleotides. RefSeq lists its product as uncharacterized. Bases 348 to 542 code for a protein of 64 amino acids. The record is from RefSeq and is a predicted model, not a curated record. The transcript is spliced from 7 exons. NCBI's taxonomy places the organism in Eukaryota, Fungi, Basidiomycota, Agaricomycetes, Boletales, Suillaceae.
CAUCAUCCAUGGAGGGCUGCUACUGUUUCAGUGGCGAGCUAUUGCGGCGAGAUGACGACGGCACCCACGACGCCGAGGAUGGCAGGGAAACCCACAUCGAAAAUUGUGGAAAUCGACAUGUGCAAGAGCAGCCAUAAAUACGCACCAUUCAACCGUAUCGAGAAGGAUAGGCGCACUAAGAUCCCCGAGAAGCAUAUCCUGCCAGAGCACAUUUUCUAUGCAGGCAUAAUGUAGCUCUUGCGCCCUGCCCGCAAACAUUCAGCGUCCUGAAGUCUGCAAGUCGGACAUGGUAAGACCACCUGUGAGCGCAGAUCAGUAUCCUAUGCGAGGAGAAACAGACCGCAGACAUGAUGAAACUUGGUGGCGGCUUCUGGGAUGGAGGCCCGGCAAGGGAAGCAACAUCUACGUUGGAAACACUAGGUAGCAUUCACGUGGAGGACGGUCCCACCGCAGACCACGCAUUCCAUGUCUCUCAGCUGGCGAUUAUCCUCGAUCGGACAAGUUCACGAAUCAUCAGAGUGACUCGAAUAACGUGCGUUUGACAUUCUCCGACAAAGCAGCAGGCAUCCUAUAAUGACGUGUUUCUUCGCCCACCUCUGCCUU